CAGGUUCAGUGAACGGCGUUUUGGACAGGAUGCUUGGUGUCAGGUCUCAGAAGCUGGUUUGCUGAAUUAUUGUCCCAUUCGGUUGGGAUUGUGAGUCUCUGGGAAGGUUUGUGGGAGUGCACCAGUGCCAGCUUCGGUGGAGGCACCCCUGGAGGCCAUUUUCAGGAACUUUUGCCACAGGUGUAAAAGACUCUAGAACUGCAGAGAUGCUGAAACAGAUACUGUCGGAUAUGUACAUAGAUCCUGAUCUACUGGCAGAGCUCAGCGAAGAACAGAAACAGAUCCUCUUCUUCAAGAUGAGGGAGGAACAGAUCCGACGAUGGAAAGAAAGAGAAGCGGCCAUGGAAAGAAAGGAGUCCUUGCCAGUGAAAUCCAGACCAAAGAAAGACAAUGGCAAAUCUGUCCAUUGGAAACUGGGAGCUGAUAAGGAAGUCUGGGUAUGGGUGAUGGGUGAACACCCUCUAGACAAACCCUACGAUGCGCUCUGUAAUGAAAUCAUUGCCGAGAGGGCCCGGCUGAAGGCAGAGCAGGAGGAGAAAGAGCUCAGAAAAAUGCAAUCUAAAGAAUUCACCAAUAGCCCGAAGACAAAACCACAGUACUAUGAUCUACAAACAUCAAAUAACAGGGUGACUCAGAACCUCUGCAAGAAAGCGGCCAAAGAGGAGGAACUAGGGAAAGGAUCGAUCCCAGCACCAACCCUGGAGGAAGAGAAAGUUCAAUCACCCUCCAGUUCUUCAAGAAAUAUUCAACAAAUGUUGGCAGAUUCUAUCAAUCGUAUGAAGCCGUAUGGAUUUCACCAGAAGAAAGAAUCCAUGAAGAAAAAACAAGAUGAAGAUAUAAAUCAAAUAGAUGAAGAGAGGACCAAGCAGAUUUAUAAGAACUGGAAAGAAGAUUCAGAGUGGCAGGCAUCUUUGCGAAAAUCCAAAGCAGCUGAUGAGAAGAGACGCUCCUUGGCCAAACAAGCACGGGAAGACUACAAGAGGUUAUCCCUCGCGGCCCAGAGAGGCAGAGGCAGUGAGGGACCGCAGAGCCCUCCAAGUGUUCCACAGAAGCCAAAAAGACCUCCCCUUCCACCCAAGCCUCAGUUCCUAAACCCAGCAGGAUACCCUCAAAAACCUCUCAGAAAUCAGGGAGUGACACGGACAGCGUCCAGCUCUGCCCAGGAGGACAUCAUUCGGUGGUUUAAAGAGGAGCAACUAUCACUUGGAGCAGGCUGCCAGAAAACCUCAAACACCAUAGCUCCCUGGUUCCAUGGAAUUCUCACACUCAAGAAAGCAAAUGAACUUCUUCUGAGCACAGGCGUGCCGGGCAGUUUUCUGAUCCGAGUCAGCGAAAGGAUCAAAGGCUAUGCCUUGUCCUAUCUGUCAGAGGAGGGCUGUAAACAUUUCCUCAUUGAUGCCUCCGCGGACUCCUAUAGCUUCCUGGGCGUGGACCAGCUGCAGCACGCCACCCUGGCAGAUUUGGUGGAAUAUCACAAGGAGGAACCCAUCACUUCCUUGGGGAAGGAGCUCCUUCUUUAUCCCUGUGGUCAGCAGGAUCAGCCACCCGACUAUCUGGAGCUCUUCGAGUGAUGGCUUUCAUAUGGGGCAUCCUACAGCCUCUAACUGGGCUCUCCCCAGGACAGACACACCGAAACAGACAUUUGUGUGUGACGCCAAAUCACCCUGCAGUAGAGCCAAUGCUGAUCAACAGAAAGUAUUCACGGAGUCCUCGUUGGCAUUUAUCUUUUGCAUAGACGCUGGAGUUCAGCAUCAAGAGAAAAUGACCGUUGCUCACAUGCACUCCAGAAGUAAAGGGAGAAGAGUCCCAGCUUCAGCAACGACCUAUCAUGAAGGGUACGAUCUUAAUGGUGUGUGUCAGAUAAAAUAAACAGUGAAGACAUCGAAACCUUUUAGAAA
Carlito syrichta (Philippine tarsier) is the source of this 1898-nucleotide messenger RNA. RefSeq names its product SH2 domain containing 4A (gene SH2D4A). The coding region runs from base 207 to 1571 and encodes 454 amino acids. The transcript has 9 exons. NCBI's taxonomy places the organism in Eukaryota, Metazoa, Chordata, Mammalia, Primates, Tarsiidae. Gene Ontology annotation, cellular component: cytoplasm. The record is from RefSeq and is a predicted model, not a curated record. Gene Ontology annotation, molecular function: phosphatase binding.